GAUAUCGACGAUGUUUGUCCCUCAAAACCGUGUAUCGGCUUCGUCCUUUCUCAAUGGGUCGUCCCAUUUGCUACGCCGGAAUCCGCACAGUCUUGGUGCGCACCACUUGAACUGUACGUUCGAUUAUCGUGGCCCGCUGUUCAUUGACGACCUGGGCUGCUUUGCGGAGAGCAUCCCGUAUGCCUCGCCGGUGUACUUUACGGAAGUGGAGAACGGGGUCCACGAUCUUUCUGGGAUUCGCAUACCGGGAGGGAAGCCGCCGUAAGAUACCGAUUUUUAUCACCUUCAAAGAUCGAAUCACCUAUCUGGUGGAGACGAUCAGAGCACUUCAUCGCAAUAUCCGCACGCCUUUCGAAAUCGUCAUCAUCGAUGACACUUCCACAUUUCCCGCUGCAGUUCAAUUCGUGGAGAGACUUGUGGACUCCAAGGUCACUGUCCUGCGCGUGCCUCAAUAUGAAAGCGGAAAGUUCGACAGUCUUUAUGCUGUGAUCGCCCGGAUGAUUACGGAGUAUAUGAAAGAGCGAUCGAAAGCAGACUACUUUGUAUGGACAGACCCUGAUGUGCCGCUCGACAGCGCUCCAGGGGACAUCCUGGAGGUGUAUGCGGCGGCGCUGGAGGGUCUCGAAGCGCACAAUGUGGGGGCGGCGAUCCGGAAUGACAACUGGACCGAAGAUAUGCGUGACAAUAAACACGGGAACGAGCAGGAUUUCAUCAAGCUACCCGCAUCCUGCUUCGUGUACCGCGAGAUAUGUUACUAUUACAUACACGCAUCGAUUGACACGACGUUUGCCAUGUACAGGAGAAAUACCGUUCUCCAGCGGCUGGUGGGCCCAACGGCUCGGAUGCUCUCGCCUCUGGCAGUUCACCAUCUUGACUACCUUAUCGACAAGACGAAAAUCCCUGAAGACGUCAAGUACUAUGUGAAGAGGACGAAGGGCGAUAUCACCCAUUCGUGGUUCAAAGACCAUGUUGAGAAGUCACCGAGUUGAGACUAGCAGGAUAUCAACGGAGGAGGAAGGGGAGUAGAGCGCACAAGAGUAGGUAUAGAAUCGUUAGACGAGGGUGUUCUAUAUGUUUUAAAUCCCAAUAGACACAGUACAUGAGAUACCCUCAGGGAGUUAGGUAGUUUUAAUUGCUGUUGAAUGCACGUGACCGGAGAGGUGGAGCACAUUUCGCG
Molecule: messenger RNA, 1177 nt
Organism: Fimicolochytrium jonesii
Lineage: Eukaryota; Fungi; Chytridiomycota; Chytridiomycetes; Spizellomycetales; Powellomycetaceae
Exons: 3
Coding region: 180-989 (269 amino acids)
Source: RefSeq, a predicted model, not a curated record